AUGAGCUCUUUCGAAGGAAAAGUCAUUGCCCUCACCGGAGCCGCCUCUGGAAUUGCCCUCGCCACAGCCAAGUUGCUGGCCAGCAGGGGUGCCAGUCUGUCGCUAGCCGACAUUAAUGCCAAACAACUAGAGGCCGCCGCUAAGUCCAUCGAGGCGCUGGGGACCAAGGUCAUCUACACUGUGGUCGAUGUCACGGACCGUUCGCAGGUGCGGACCUUUGUGGACAGGACGGUGCAGGAAUUUGGCAAGCUCGACGGUGCCGCCAAUCUGGCCGGGGUCAUAGGUCGACAUGCCGUGACCCUGGAGCUUCGCGACGAGACCGACGACGAGUGGGACUUGAUCUUCAACAUCAACGCCAAAGGCGUCUUCAACUGCAUGCGCGAGGAGCUCCGGGUCAUGAAGUCGGGUGCGUCGAUCGUCAACGCCGCCAGCGUGCUCGCCCUGCUUGGCCAGGUCAAGAGCAGCAUUUACACCGCGAGCAAGCAUGCCGUGGCGGGCCUGACUCGAGCCGCCGCCAAGGAAGAAGGCAAGAACAACAUCCGAAUCAACGGAGUGGCCCCGGGCUUCAUCGACACGCCCAUGGUGACAGCCGUCGAAGAAGCACAAAAGGUCCAAAAGGCAGACAUGAGUGCCCAAGCGUUCCAGAGAAAGGGCAAACCAGAAGAGAUCGCAGGCAUCAUCGCGUUUCUCUUGAGCGACGAGAGCACUUUUGUCACGGGAGCAAUCUGGAGUGCUGAUGGGGGUUGGCAUUGUUAA
Messenger RNA from Fonsecaea multimorphosa CBS 102226, 756 nucleotides. RefSeq lists its product as uncharacterized. NCBI's taxonomy places the organism in Eukaryota, Fungi, Ascomycota, Eurotiomycetes, Chaetothyriales, Herpotrichiellaceae. Bases 1 to 756 code for a protein of 251 amino acids. The record is from RefSeq and is a predicted model, not a curated record. Gene Ontology annotation, molecular function: oxidoreductase activity. The transcript has a single exon.